Drosophila biarmipes is the source of this 1289-nucleotide messenger RNA. It is a transcript of the gene Rrp4, whose product is annotated as exosome complex component RRP4. The record is from RefSeq and is a predicted model, not a curated record. Lineage: Eukaryota; Metazoa; Arthropoda; Insecta; Diptera; Drosophilidae. The transcript is spliced from 3 exons. Bases 325 to 1221 code for a protein of 298 amino acids. Gene Ontology annotation, biological process: CUT catabolic process; poly(A)-dependent snoRNA 3'-end processing; nuclear polyadenylation-dependent rRNA catabolic process. Gene Ontology annotation, molecular function: RNA binding. Gene Ontology annotation, cellular component: nuclear exosome (RNase complex); cytoplasmic exosome (RNase complex).
AAAUUGAACUUUUUGUUUUUUUUUUUUCUCGCGUGCUGACUGUUGCAUGCAACGGAGGUGUUUGAGCAGUGUGUGAUACCGAUUUUUACUUAUUCUGUUUUUUUUCAAAACAAAAAUAUAACGUAAUAUAUACGUUUAAUACCUUUUAUAAAUAUUUGUCUGUUGUUAUUGGUUAAAUAAACAAUCAAUUACGGUGGCGUUAACCCGUUCCAACGGGGCGGCCAAAUAAUUCUUCCCUCUUCACGGAAGGAAGUAACUUAAUAUUUAAAAAAAAAAAAAAACUUUUUGUUUACCUCGUCGAAACCAAUAUAAAUUGAAUUAAAAAUGUCCACCAACGCUGCGAUAGAACUGGCCCUGGACCGGGUGGACUGGCGCGACCUGGCCGCCCACGCGGACAACCUGCCCAGGGUCUACACACCCGGCGAGGUGCUGAUGCCGGAGGCGGGAUUCAUGCGUGGCCACGGAACCUUCGUGGAGGACGAGAACAUCAAGGCCUCGGUGGCCGGCGUGAUCCAGAAGGUCAACAAGCUGAUCUCGGUGCGUCCGCUGAAGAGUCGCUAUGUGGGCGAGAUCGGCGACGUGGUGGUGGCCCGCGUCUGCGAGGUCCAACAGAAGCGCUGGCGCGUGGACACCAACUCCCGGCUGGACUCCGUCCUCCUCCUCUCCUCGGUCAAUCUGCCAGGCGGCGAACUGAGGCGCAGGUCCGCCGAGGACGAGCAGAUGAUGCGACGCUAUCUGGACGAAGGGGACCUCAUCUCCGCCGAGGUCCAGAACAUCUUCGAGGAGGGCACUCUCUCCCUGUACACGCGCAGUUUGAAGUACGGCAAACUGUCGCAGGGCAUCCUAGUUAAGGUCUUCCCCGCCCUCGUCAAGCGGCGAAAGAUGCACUUCCACAAUCUUCCCUGCGGCGCCUCCGUGAUCCUGGGCAACAACGGCUACAUCUGGAUAUCGCCCACCAAGGGCAAGGAGCAGGAGGGCGGCGAGGGCGGCUUUGCUCUCAACUUAAACGAGCACAUACCUCGCGCUGAUCGGGAAGUGAUCGCCCGCCUGAGGAACUCCAUCCUGGCGCUGGCCAAGUGCAAGCUGAUGAUCUACGACACCAGCAUCCAGUACGCCUACGAGGAGUCCCUGAAGUACGAGGCCCACGAGCUGCUCCAGCAGAACGUCAUCUACGACAUCGGCGAACAGACGCAGGCUCGCCUGAGGGACGCCGACGAUUAGUUUGGGUUUUUAUGCGGAUAAGAUAAAUAAAUAGAGCCUAUAGUCUUUUUCUAAUUCGAAAGUAUUAA